UAAGCUCGUCUUCAUCCACAUCCACCCCUCAGAGCUCUCUCUCUUCUUCCUCUGUCUACCUUAACCGUCGGAGGAGUCGAUGGAGUUCCAUGAGACGACCUGUGGCUCCGCCAUACCACCCAGCGAGGAGGAGAUGGACCUGCGGAGGGGGCCGUGGACUGUGGAGGAGGACGUUGUUCUGGUCGAUUACAUCGCUGUUCAUGGCGAGGGGCGUUGGAAUUCUCUGGCUCGUUGCGCAGGACUCAGAAGAACAGGGAAGAGUUGCCGGCUGCGGUGGCUCAACUAUCUUCGGCCCGACGUCCGCCGCGGCAACAUCACCCCGGAGGAGCAACUCCUCAUCCUCGAACUCCACUCUCGGUGGGGCAACCGGUGGUCCAAGAUAGCGCAGCACCUGCCGGGGAGGACCGACAACGAGAUAAAGAACUACUGGCGGACGAGGGUGCAGAAGCACGCGAAGCAGCUCAAAUGCGACGUCAACAGCAAGCAGUUCAAGGACGUGAUGCGGUACCUGUGGAUACCCCGCCUCGUGGAACGAAUCCGGGCGGCCUCCGGAAACUCCACGGUCUCUCCGGCCACAAGCCACCGGCCAGAAGACCCCGCCACGGAGCUCGCCAGGGUGAAGCUGAGCUCGGAGACCUCGAGCGCGGCCGGCUCGUCCUCGUCGGACUCGUUCGGGAUGCACUACUUCUCGCCGCCUCGGGUCUCCGACGGCUUCCCCACCGCCAGCAUGCAGGGAUGUGAGGAUAACAAAGGUGACGUGACCGGGCCCACCAAGCUGAGCUCGGAAACCUCGAGCGCGGCCGGCUCGUCCUCGUCGGACUCGUUCGGGAUCCACUACUUCUCGCCGCCUCGGGUCUCCGACGGCUUCCCCGCCGCCAGCAUGCAGGGAUGUGAGGAUAACAUCGGUGACGUGACCGGGCGCACCGACUUCACUACUGCCUGCUGGUCCGAGUCCCUGCCGAGCUCCAACUCCGGCGGUUACGCCGACCUGGGGUUGACCAACUUGGACCAAGACGUGUGGUGGGACGACCUGUGGAGCGCGGAGAACAUAUGGCUGCAGCAGCAGUUCUGAGAAAGAGGUAGACGGAACAAGCAGUCCUUGUGCCCAAACCAUAUUGAGCAUAGAUUUGCAGCAGCGAAGAGAAGAAGAAACAAUUCUAUUCAUAUUUCUUUCUGCCAUAGAAAGAUCGAAUCAAAUAUUGGCACUGUCAAUGAGAUAGACCGUCUCAUUUAACAGUGCAUGCAACGCAACAGUAAUGGCAUGUUAGAGAGAGAGAGAGAGAGAGAGAUUGCUUUUGGUGGGAGCUGAUACAUUAAGUUGCUAAUCUGCACAUUGAAAUCUUUGAACUGCUCUUUUAGCGCAUGGUUAUGAUGGAUUAGCGAGAGCUAAUGCUGGAUUUACAUGUCCA
Messenger RNA from Musa acuminata subsp. malaccensis (wild Malaysian banana), 1409 nucleotides. RefSeq names its product transcription factor MYB108. The record is from RefSeq and is a predicted model, not a curated record. NCBI's taxonomy places the organism in Eukaryota, Viridiplantae, Streptophyta, Magnoliopsida, Zingiberales, Musaceae. Gene Ontology annotation, molecular function: sequence-specific DNA binding; DNA-binding transcription factor activity. Gene Ontology annotation, cellular component: nucleus. Gene Ontology annotation, biological process: regulation of DNA-templated transcription.